This is a messenger RNA of Monodelphis domestica (gray short-tailed opossum), 2367 nucleotides long. The record is from RefSeq and is a predicted model, not a curated record. NCBI's taxonomy places the organism in Eukaryota, Metazoa, Chordata, Mammalia, Didelphimorphia, Didelphidae.
AUAAGAAACCUGCUACCUCCCUGAAUCAAGAAAGUGAACUGCUGUUCUCCUCUCCACUUUUAUUCUGGUGGCCGUUGGAAAAUGGCGACUGUUGCGGAGCUCAAAGCAGUUUUCAAGGAUACACUGGAAAAAAGAGGUGUAUUGGGCCACUUAAGAGCAAAGAUCCGAGCUGAAGCUUUUAAUGUACUAGAUGAUCAAGGUGAAAAACCUCCACCACUGUCUCAUGAAAACCUUCUAAUUAAUGAAUUAAUUAGAGAGUAUUUGGAAUUCAACAAAUAUAAGUAUUCAGCAUCUGUCCUUGCAGCUGAAUCUGGUCAACCGGCAAUGCCAUUGGAAAGACAAUUUCUCAUUAAGGAAUUAAAUAUAUUUGAAGAUUUGAACACAAAAACAACCUCUUUUAUAUGGAAUUAUAUCUCAUUUCUUACAUGCAAGUAAAGAUGGCAUCCAAACCACUUUCAUGAAAGGAUCUUCACUUCAGCCUCCAAGAUGAAACUUUGACAGGCAGUCCAAUUAAAAAAACAUGAGAUGUGUAUGGGCAUUUAGAAAAGUGAAGGAUAACAGGCACUAAUACAGAAGAUCAUCAUGUUUCUCAAGCUGUGAAGAAAUGAUAGCUUUCAUUUGGUGCAAAUACACAUCUUUUAAUUUCCCUGCAUGUAUAUUAAAUUGCUAUUUAUUGUCACAAUAUAACACUAUACAAAUAAUAUGUGUAUUUUGUAGAAAUGCAAGUUUUUGGAACACAUUUAGCCAUCUCAUGUGUUUCUACAUUUGUGAAUAAAGGUUAACUAAGCUUAAUGAAUUUGAAUUGAAAAAGAUAAGCAUUUUGUUUUUAAGCAAUAUUUUAGGAUAUUCCAAACUAGUAGAAAAUGAAAAUGCAUUCAUUUGCCAUGAAACUCUCCUCUUUCCCUUUCUAAUUCCUCCUGGAAAACCGAACUAUAUUAUACAUCACAGUGUGUUUUUCAGUGUACUUCAUUCAGUAUAUUUAUUCCUCCAACUAAAAUUAUGUUACAUAGCAAAAUUCAUUUAAAAUACAUAUAAAUGUGGAACAAAUUUGAAGUGCAAAGGUUACUUUAAAAAUACAUUAAAACAAGAAAAACUUUGGUUAAUCAGUAAUUUUUGAAAUAUAUUAUGAUUUUCCAGGGAGCUGGUUUUUAAUAGUUAAGGAUUUUAAAAUUCUUUGAAUAUGAAUUUUUAAUUACUCACCAAUCUCUUUCCUUGAAAAGUUUAUGCUUUUUUUCAAAAGGGUUAAUCUAGAGAUUGGACAAGAACUAGCUUUUUAAAUUUCCAUUAAGUAAAACAAAGGGCUAUUUUGUAGUAUGGAAAGUGUAGGCAAUGAAGAGACAGGCUUUGGGUUAAAAUACCAGGAUGUGUCUACCUGUUAAAAAGAUGGUACUAUUUAGCCUUUAUAUAGCUAAAUACCUCGAUGAUACAUUUUAAAGAUGAAAUGUCCAAGUAUCUACCCUGUAUUCACAAACUUUAAAAGUUUUCAUUAAAAUUUAUUUUGGCUUCAAAAUAGGAUACUUUGAAAUUUUCUUGUAAACUCUUCUAAAAUGUGCUUUCUCCCAUAUUUAUUAGAGCAGUUAUAUACUUAAUGUGGAAUUAACAUAUUUUCCCAGUUGCUCUAAAACAUGUAUCUGAUUAUUACAGAAUAUGGCACCUGGCCAACAGAAGCUACAUAUGCAAUCUAAUAAAAGUAAAAUUUUGAAAAGUAUUUUUUUGUUAUAGAGAACUUUUAGCCUUAACUGUAAACCCUUGUUUAUUGGGAAAAAUGUUAAGGGCUUUAUUUAGUUCAAGCAAGACUCCAAUUGAAAAUACUUUGUACUGAUUUUAUAUUUGGUGAUAAGAGAUAUAAUGUUUAGUGUUUUGAGAUUAAAAGAUCAAAAGUGUUACCAGAAUACAAAAAUAAAUACUAUCAUUAGCCAUCAUCUUAUAAGUCUUUAGAUUUUAAGUAGAUCAGUUUACUGAAAAGUUAGAGUUCAUGUACAACUGAUCUAAUAAAACCAUAUAAAUGCAAGAGUAUCAUAAGAACUAGUUUUAAAAUAAAAUUUGUAGUCUGAUUAUAAUUAUGAGUUGCGUUGUAUGUGGGAAUUUAAAAUGUCUGGAUUCUUCCCAGAAGAUUAACUUCAGACUUCAAAGAUGUUGGCAGUGAACAUUGAAUUUACCUCAGGAUUUUCAAUCAUGUAAGAUUAUAUAUAUUCAAUCAAAAUUGAGUACUGUAAUUUUGGUACAGAUGUCAAAACGGCAAAAGAGUAGCUAACUAGAAUUGUGUUGAAUAGAGACUAGUGCUUUUGGAUGCAAUGUUUUGUAAUAAUUUUUAUACUAAGAUGACUGAUAAUUUAAAUGUAUCUUUCAAUAAAUGAGGUUAAAGUA